AAAGACUGGACCUCUCUUCCAAUCCAGACAAAAGGAAGGGCAUCGGAUCCGCGGCGGCGCGCGCUGAGUCGAGCAUCUGAGCACCUUGGAGACGCCACCGGGUUCUGAUACGACGCGCAAGAACGCACCGGCACACCGACGCACACGCCCUCCCAGAUCUACCUGCAAACCUCUAGGAAGGUUAAUUGUCUUGUUUCAAAGCCAAGGCAAGGUACUGUGAGCCCCGGUUCAGUCGCAGCCAGAACACCGUGUUCCCAUGAUGUCAUACCUGUGGAUUCUGCUAUUAGGAAGCCUGCUGGCCGCGAGCGCCAAGGCACAAGGUAAUGAUUUAUUCUCCAAUUAAUUCAAGCCAGUCUGCAAUUUAAUGCAGAUCAGUUCUGCUCAUUUGCAUGCACGACGGAUCUAUCUAUCUAUCUAUCUAUCUAUCUAUCUAUCUGUCUGUCUGUCUGUCUGUCUGUCUAUUUAUCUGUCUGUCUGUCUAUCUAUUUAUCUCUCUGUCUGUCUGUUAUAUCAUAUCCCUCAUGGCUCUCUUCACCUAUCUCCCUCUCCCUCUUUUUCCUCCUCUUCCUCUGCCAUGCCAGCCUUCCUCACAUCACCCAUCUAUACAUGUCUGUGUCUGUGGGAGUGUAAUUGCCAGUCUGUCUGCCUCCCUGUCGGCAUGUCAAUCUUACUCACCUUUAGCUGUGCUCUGUUCAUUUUAAUCUGUUCUGACUGACUGAAUAAAACCGCUCUGUGCUCUUCAUCCCUGCUAUGAUUGUUCAUGGAUCUGCAGCCCAGACAUUAUGAUUGAAAUACAGUAGGUGUGUCAUGUGAUGUGGCCAUAUCUUUUUGGACAUGAGUUUUUGGCCAACAAAGGGUGUGGUGAACCUCUUUGUUCUCACAUAAGUAAAUUCCCCCCUUUUUUGAUUUCUUUCUAUCCCCUUUUUCCGUCUCCUUUUGUGCAGAAUAGAUCCCAUUGCCUCCUGGAACUCAUAACCCAUUCUUCUCCUCUUUAUAUGUUCAUGCCUCAUUAUUCCCUGCUUUCUUCUCUUCCCUUCCCUUCCUUCUUCUUCUUUAGCUGGCCCAUGGGCCCCUGCCUUUCCCUGCGGCGCAUGCAACGAUUUUACUUUGUUCAAAUUAGCAGUAAAACUCAGACGGGUAGAAGGCAAAGAUUGAAAAAAAAAUGUGCACAUGCACGAGGAAAGUGGGGGAGAUGUUGGAAACAGAUAAGUGUAUCUGAGAGAAGAACAAAGACAUACAGAGAUCAUAGUGUGGCUGACAGUCAUCUUUACGCAAACAAACUUUCAGUUGAACGUUGGUGCGUUGAUAUAGAAAAUCUCACUCUACCGGUUCACUUUUUAUUACUAGAUUAACCACCACAGAGGAACCACCCCUUUAUAUAUACACACACACACACACGCAAGGGUUCCCUUCUUUUCCUUCUUGUUCCCACACACACACAUUUCCUCUCUAAUUGCUGAACUGUAACCUCGCUUUAAGCCCAGUGGAUGAUGGUGAGGCAGGAAAUCUCCAAGGGCGUGUGUGCUUGCAUGCGAGUUUGCACACUAGUUUGUAGCUAGGCUGAAAAUGAUCAUGCAUUGGGUGUCUCUUCAUGUGUGCAGACUAUGUAUGGUGUGUGUAGGUUAAAGACGCGAAGGACAGGGAGUGUCUGAGUAACUAGAUCCAGCUCCAGCUGUAGACAACACCCGACAAUGCAACUAGUUUCAGCGCCUUUUCUCCCCCUGGGCCCUCAGCAUCUGUGAGCUAGUGUGUGCGUUCAUGGGUGUGGGGUCCAACUUUAAUGUACAGAACAUGUGGGAGUAUCAGGAGUGUCCGAUUAAUGUGUAUGACUGUGUGUGUGUGUGUGUGUGUGUGUGCGUACAUCAGUGUUAUGGGCAGAUGAAAGCAAAGAGUGUUGUGUGAUGUGUACCAGGUGUGUGUGUAUGUACAGACUUGUCUCUGUUUACACCUUCAACUCCUAUCACAUAAAUCACACUUGUGGUUGAUAAGUGAAACUCAUGCACUCACAAAUACACACACACACACACACACACGCACUCACAGCCUCUCCUCUCUGCUCCCAUGGGGGCAGUUUUAAGGUGUGCAUGGCUGGAGUAAACACAGCACUUUCUGUCCUACAAACCAACAAUAGGACCGUGCCUGACGGGACAAUGCGUCGUGGAGGUGCUGUUGUAUCACCUGACAAAAACACACAUACAUACACACACAGUUGUCUGGUUUAGUGUUACGGGGAAAGGCCUGGUUAUCGGUUACACGCGCAUGCAUGUACACGCAUUAUGACUCACAAGAGGCAAUCUCACGACAGGAACCAAGGGAAAGAAAACAAAGUUCUUCUGCUUUUGUUCAAAAUGUCCUAGACUCCAAUUUACUGUGGUUCUCAUCAGAGCUGAAAGGGAAAUGAUUUAUUCCUCUGUUUUUUUUGUAAUUGCUAAAACAAAAGUUUGAAUGUGGUAUAAAAGAAAAAAAAAAGUUUAUUCUGAAAGCAAAGCUGUAUCAGAUGUCGAGUCAAGCCACUCCAUCAGUUAUGAAAACAGCAGCACCUGCAUUAAGGCCCCGAACAUCCAAGUGUGACACAUGAUUUAUGUAAAAGUUCUGUCUCCUGCGUCAUGCUCAAUUGCCUGUUGUCACAGAUGCUGUCUAACAUGAUGCAACUUGUUGGAGGCACCUGGACGUAUCACAAAUUUGUUCAUUAAACUUUGAGAAACUUUGUUUACAUUAUUUUUACCGUCUCGUAAUGUGAUAAAAAGUAAUUACAUAAUAAAGAGUAGUGUCUAAACCAGCGCUGUGUGAAAACAGCCUGGAGAUAUUUCUACUUAUAAUUCAGUGCUACAUAAAUAAACUGCCGUGACUUGACCCGACAUGUUCAUGCCAUUUCAAAGCCUUGCUUGCUCAAACAGAAAAAUCAGGAAAAUGAAUAUUAAUGUUAAUUUUCAUAAAGUAAGAGUCAAAAUCAGUUCAUUCCCACGUGCUCCUCUUUGCACCUAUAGCUUUUCUGCCUAUAUCCAGUAUGUAGGUUGAAGCUGUUUCUACUUUUUUCAAGUUACAAAUUCACCCAAAGUUAAACCCAUGUGGCAGUUUGCUCAGUCAGUAAAUUUGUAGGAACAUGUUAUGCUUGUGAUUUUUGCCCACACAUACAGCUGGAGGAAUGAUUGACUCGGGAGUUAGUCAUUUUGUCCAUGGCAUAAUUGAAAAAAUAAGCAUUUUGGCAUCUUUUCAGAGGAGCAUGGGAAGACUGAAACCCCCUAAAUGCCUUUGCUGUCAAUAUGAUGACACAGGAAGUAGCUGGUCAGUGUACUCUUCAGAAUAGCGAGCUAGCACGGCCCUGUGAAAUACGACAAAACCCACCUCUCAGCACCCCUAAAGCACUCUAAUUCUCAUUUUUGUAUCUUUAAGUAACAGUAAAGUGUAAAAACAACAAUUUAUAGUUUAAUAUAGUGCUAUAUUCUGGACUACUUUAUUGGCUCUGACCAGCAACUCUCUGUGAUGCCAGGACUGCAAGAAGUGACCUAACCUUGCCAAGAAAUAUUUGGCACCAAACGAAGUGUAACACCUUCAAAUUGGACGUAACAUUCAAAACAGGGAGGUGUUAGCGGGCGGUGUUUGUAACUGUGCCUUAAAAAAGAGCCAGGUAAGCUUUUCCCCAGUUUCAGUCUGUAUGCUGAGGUAAGCAAGUGGGUGGCUUCACCAUGUGGACCAGAUCAUUUCAUCUUGUUUUAGUGUGCUAAAAUAAGCCAGUGUUUUUGACUGUAGGUUAAAGUAGGUGAGUGGUAGGAAUCAUUGAUUAGAUUAUCACUCUUAUUGGCUUUUCUGGGUUUGUUGGCAUUAUGAAACCGUCACUGUCAUGUAUGAAGCUGCUUUCUACCAGAUCACUCAUUUCUACACCUUUUAAGAUAGACUGAGAAACCAGUUCUACUUUUGCAGAGGUAAAUAUUCUAACUCUGAAUGACAUCUUCACUGUGAUCAAGUUAAACUAUCGAGCUUGUAGUUUUCACUGUUGUUGAAGUGAACUGCUUUAUGUUUUUUUGCCCACACCCCUUUUCCAAACAUGAGGAGGGAAGAAUAUUAGAAACACAUUUCAGUGUUAUGCGGUCCAGUACAACACUAGCACUUCAACUUUAAUAAUAAAAAUGGCUGAAUAAACACCUCUUGGAAAGCUGUAACAUAAACUGGCCAUUAGAGGCUUCAUAAAGCUGGAGUAUGCGGCAGAGCUGUUGUUAGGGGUUACUUUAGAUUGUGGAUGAGAAACUAAUAAUGUGGUGAGGGUUUUUUUUUUAAUCUGUCAAACCACUUAAAUUGUUUUUUAAAGAUCACAACAUAACUGCCACUAUGAUGCUUUCCCACAUGUGUCAACUGUUUUAAGUUAAGUUUUCCUGUGGGGACCCUUUUUGCUGUUUAACUCCGCUCAUCCUGUACAGUCCCAAAGAAUCGCGUGCGGUCGUGUCAGAGACACACAGAUGACUCAUCAGCCUCAAGGGAGAGUAGUGGCAGAGAAACAAAGGGAGUAAAGAGUUUGGGGGGAGAGAAAGAAGAGAGAGGAAAGGGGGGAGGCAAACUCAAAGACAAGAAGAAAAGUAGAAGAAGGAGGGAGAGAGAGAGAGAGAGGUUUGUAUGUGCAACAAAUUGUUUCACUACUGCGCUAACACAAAACAGAACACAGCUUACUUAAUAUGUGAGAGUGAAUGUGCACAAGAACUUUACGUGCAUGUGAACAUGUGGUUGUUUGUAUACUUGGACUGAAGAGGGGAGGAGAAGGUGCUUUUACGAGGGUUGUGCACAUGCAUGUGUGUGUAUGUAUGUUGAUGGGUGUGUGUGCUGGAGGGUGGGGGGGUGGGGGUUUAUGGGAGGGUAGUGGAGGUAGUUAGAGCAGGAAGUGGCAAACUGAUAGAUGGGAACAGAAUGUUCUAUAGAGUGGCAGGAGAAAAAGAGGGAGUGUGUGUACGGUGGGCAAUGUACCUUUCCCUCUUUGUCACACACACACACACACACACACACACGCCUCAGACAUGUACAUGUAUACACACUCACACACACACACAAACACACACACUCAGAGAAGUUACAUGAGAGCCACAUGCCUUAAACACGUGUAUGCAAGCAUAAUGCCAUGAGGAAAUGUGCCCGCAUUUACAGUAAAUGAGAGCAUAAACAGAAAUGUAUAUACACACACACAUACACUUAAUCACACAAACACACAUACACACAUAAACAGUAGUCCUGCCUAAAUGUCAGCUGACAUGUGACAUUUUAACUCUAAUUAAAACAUGAUCUAAUUGGAGAGCCUUGACUAAUGGUGCUUGAACUUUAUCUUUUACUUUUCUUCUCAUCCAAGUUGAAGUCAGAUCCAAAGCUGAACUACAUCUAUUUUCUUACUAAAACGGGUGAUUUUUCAACAUACCCAUUUAAUGUUGCUGCCCUUUGAAGGCACUUUAAUCUCUAAAAGUCCUUUACAAAUCAAGUUACAUGAAGCCAACAUGCUCUGGUUGUAGUUUCUAUGUUCUAGAUGUUCUGUACAGUCAUGUGACUCUGAAAUCUCUGCAUCUAAACUAUGUUCAACUCCCUGAGUCUCUGAGCACUUUGAUAAAAACUGCCUUAGAGGAAGUCUGGUGAAAUACAAACAUCCACCCACACACAGCACACCUGCUCAUACAUGUAUUCACACAUGCAGCCCUGCUGUACAUGAAACUCUGCUGCGUGCAGUUUGAGACAGUGUCAUUUACUGGAAAAAUGAGGAAUCUGGAGAAACAAAGAACGCUUGUCUUUCUUUUGCCAUGUCAUGUGAACAAGUGCAUGUGGUGUGUGUUUAGCAAUUUUGGUCGUGCGCUUAAUAAUGUGUGUGUGUGUGUGCGUGCAUGAUCUUUUUCAUCAUAUCUGGUAUGAAUUUGUGUUUGUGUGUGUGUAUUUGUGUGGGGAGCCAGGUUGUCACUGGUGCUUGCUCACUUCCAGAGAAUUCUCAGUGUGAUGGAAAUAGUUGAGAUGUGUUCGUGCCGCUCUCCCUCUAGGCUUCACUGACUCUGAUAUGAUCUCACCUGGCAAAUGCACAGAUCCUUCUUAGGAACUUGAUUGGCAAUGAGUGAGAAAGGAUGAACGUUUCCUUUGAACAUAGGGAGGAAAGAGAGCACGGAGGAGUGAGCACGCUAUUUUUCUGUAAUGUCUCCAUCUUUCAGGGUUUGUCAAUUAAAUAUUCAGCUUUUGAUAGUGCUCAGGCAAAGUCCCAUAGAAGUUAUGCAACAACACUUAACUGAUAGGUCAGGCCAAAAGUUAAUUCAAAAUGAGCCAGCACCUUGGCAACAAAGGCAGAAAAAAGCUCCCUUUUGAGGCGGAAACCUCAAGCACAGCCACACUGACUAGGGAGGAUGCUAUUUUUCUAGUAGUGCUCACAUACAUGCCCGGACUUCCUGAUCCAUUCCCUUUUUUAAUUUAAAAAUAAGAGUUUUAAUCUAUGACCGUCUCUCUUAUUUAGUGGUUCCUGCUUUUAUUUUGAAAGGCAGAACUGCCCAGAUGGACCAGCAUCAGGGUGCUGCUGAAAUCAGCAGCGCAAAAACUGAUCAAGUCAGGGCACAGUUUGCUGUUUCAGCUUCUCACACGCAGGGGGGGAAUGUCACAGGAGCAGCUCAAACACACACCAACACCACGCUCAUCGCAUAUGCAGAAAGACCGGGAGACACACUUCUGUAAUUUCUCAUUAGCGCGCAGCUGCUACGGCUUUGCUGGGGUCAAGAGUGUGUGCGAUGUCGGGGCGGGUCAGACUUUAUCAGGGUGUCUGUCAUACAGUUGGGGCUGGAGUGUAAACAUCAGGGACCAAUCAGGACAGGGUGGGGCUCAGUGUGUGUGUGUGAUAGCUGUGUCAGGGAAUUCGUUGAAUCCACAACAUCGUAACGGCCGCUCAGACGAACAAUUUUAACGGUUUUAAGUGAUAACAGAUGGAUUAAGGCAUUAGGGUUUUAAAUCAAAUUCUAUAGGCACGACAUGAUUUAGAGAGUCUGCUUAUCACUGACACAAAAACUCAGUCAGUAUAUUGAAUUUAAAAGAUGUUGUCAAGCUGCAUACCUUCAAAAGCAGGAGUAUUCCCUUUGAAACCAUGACAUUGAUUUGGGUUGCUCUGCCUGCCUCCUUUCUUCUUUUCCAAAGAAAUUCACAGUGCCUCUCACUUCUGUCGGUUGUUUGAUGUUUACUGAAGCAGCAGAGUUUCGGGACAGCCCUUUAUUUUAUUUAUUUUCCCCCUACAGUUUGAAAUUGAUAUGUCCCUGAAGUGUGAAGUGUUCUUUUAUCGAUUCUCUUCCUUCCCUUCUGCUCACAUCUCUGUUUAGAAGAUGAUGCAGUCCCAACAGAGGAGGUAACAACCCUUGAGACCACUGAGCCCACCGCUGAAGCAGACGCACCAACAGACUCAAGUGAAGAUACUGCAGCUGAUGAGGAAACUGAAGAGACGUCUGAGGUAAAGGAAGGGGAAUUCAUUUAACAAUCUCAGUGUUUGUUUGCUGCAGAACCCCUGAAGUCCCGAAAAGUAAACUUCUUGUGAUGUGACAACUAAUAUCAAGGCUGAGAAUUAAGCAUUGGUCAAUAAGGUGUCUCCCCUCUCAUACUAAUGUUGUAAAAAACAUACAAGUAAGUGAUUAACUUGUUUUGAAGCUUGGGUUCCCUCUGAAGACUGAAGGAACUCAAGCUUAACAACUAGCAACAAGCUAGCAGCUGCAGCUACUAAACCAUGUGAUGGUGGAAGGAUUCGAGCUACCCUCCCUCUGCAAAUAUGUGAUUCAUGUUGUGAUUUACUGGUUUUAAUCAACUUGCAACUCUAAAUUUUGAAAUACACAGCUUUCAGGUCUGUAACUGAAAAAUGCUGAUGUUUUGGCUGGCACGACACCGCUCCUCUUUGUCUCUCUGAACCAGCUGCAACAAAUAGCAGCCAUAACACGUAUAUCAUUGCUGUGAAUGCUUCUGGUUUGGAGAAGAGUAAACAGGUUGAUCUUUAGGGUGGGUUUAUAAAUAAUGCAAUUGCAUUAAUGCAUUAACUCGCAUACGCACUGAUACCCAACACUGGGACAGGUAUCGCUGUCUCAACAACUCUGUAGAUUUAGGUGACAUUUGCUGCCUGCGUUGUUGGUAUGGAUGUAAACAGACAAAGAGAAUCAGCUCAAAAAAGCUCAGUUUUGCUUUACUCUUCUUUAGCCAUGUUUUUCACUUUAAGCUCAAACAACUUUUAGCUUUCAUAGUUAGAAAAAACGCUGGAAGACUCUCAGGGCCACAUGAGGUCUGUCAGCGUUUUUAAGGUACCUGCACCUUUGUGUGACCUCAGACUCCUUCAGCUAUCUCAAGUCUGAUAAAAAAUAUAGUUCUCAGUCCUUUGGCAGCCAUUCAAUAACCGGAGUUUAAAAAAAAAUGUUUCUCACAAAGCUUGCAUUUUGGUUUGUAACACAUUCUCGGCUUUAUGUGCCCUGUUUUUAUGCAUCUUUGCCCUUUUACUUAUCUUGUGCCAACUACAGGAAAUAUCGCCAACUGAGGAGGCCGAGUCUGAGACCACUGAAGACCCUGAACCCACCGCUGACUUUGAAACCACUGUUGACCCUGAGCCCACUGCUGAACCCACAGAAUCAACUACUGAGGCUGAAGAAGUGACUCCUGCAGGGGAUGUAGACUCGGCGAUCGCAGACAUAUUGACUACUAUAGUGGCAAUCAUAGAGGAGGAAGCAGCUGCUACAUCAGGUGGUUAAUAGAACUUUGAUGAAGAUGAUAAUGAAAGUGUUCAUUUUUGUGUAAACUGUUUAUCUGAUGCUUUGGUAGUUUUAUAAAUUCUCCACUGCUUUUCUUGAACCUCAGUGUGCCGAUAUUAUUUACUUUGAGAAGCAACAGUGUUUAAUCUUUUAAAUUUAACAGAAGGCCACAAGAUCAGUUCUUAAUUCCCCUGCUCUCACUUAUCACCUUUUCCUUCCUUCAAUUCUUCAGUUAAUCAAACCCUCACAGCCUGUCCCUUUAAGACUUUAGCAACAUGAACGAUAAAAACUCACCACUGAAGGUAGUGAGAUGUUCCCAACACUAAUGCCUGUUCUUCGGUUCCUGUCCAGAGCCUGAAGCUGAAGCAGAGACUGAAGAGCCUGUAAAACCAGAACCUGAAGAAGAAGACAAACCUGCCAAAGCUAAUGCUACCACUGAGGCUCCAAAGGUCAGUAACUGAAAGGAGCCAUAGGACAGCUAUACGUCUGUUAAAUAUUUCUAGAGAUAGACAGGUAAAUUCAAAAAGGGAAUAUAUGCAAAGAUAAUUUUACUGAAAUGGUCUAUGUUAUGGUAUAAUCUUAUUUAAGAAGUUAUUUAAAGCUCUUUUUUACAAAAUUUUACAUUUACAUGAAUUAUUUCUUGUUUGAACUUAAUGUGCAUAUUGAAAAAACAGGACUGUUUCUACAGUGGCUCAGCUGACACCUUCCCCCUCGCAGUGGUUUCAGGCAUUAAAAGUUAGAAUAUAAAGAUUAUUCAUCUUAAGCUAUUAUACACAAAUGGAUGAAUAAAAACAUACAAAAAUAUAUAUUUAUAUGUGCAAAUCUAAAUAUGUCUCAAACUAUUAGGAAUGAAAUUAUAAACAAGAGAUUAAACCUGUAGUUAAAAUUGCUUUUAAUAUUUGUAACAUAAGAAGCUGUUAGUUUUAAACUUUUUCUUUUCAUUUGCUGCACUUAGUACGUCAACAUUUUUUCUCAUCUUUUACUGACUCAUGCUUUUUUAGGUUAGUGUUAUGACUGAAAACCUGUGGUGUAACACAGACUUCUUAUAAGAUCCUCUCUGCUUUGCAUGCCCCUCCUCAGUCUUAUACAGUAUGCUUUAUGUUCUGUUUUUGACAGGGUGGAGCAGAUCCAGAUGCAGAAGACGCCGAGAAAGAAGCAACUGAUCCUGACGUUAUUCCAAGUAAGAGGAGAGCAGUGUGUUUCUUUCUCUCACUCUCUGUAACAUGCACCAAAUGAAAAAAAAAAUGCAGAAAGGAUCACAUUCAUUCAUAAAAGCAAGAGUUAACAUGUAGUUGUGCACACACACACAGAAUUUAACCCGCAUUCAACCCCGAGCACUUACACCUUUGGCAGGAAUUCAUGAAUCGCUGCAUGUUUAGACAUUUUAAAGAGCGGGUACCUCUUUGGUGUGUUUAUUAUUAUCAUAGUACAGUAGUAACACAUCGAGACAGAGCUCUUGAGAAAGUGAAACACAUGUUGAAUCUGUCGAUGAGCUCACCUCUUUGACAUGCGUGUCCUGUACAUGUGGAAACUGUACGAACUUGUUUUUAAAAAUUUGUGCUUGGCGCCUUUCUUCUGGCACAUUCUGUUCAAUUAUCAUGUCAUGUUGUGUUAUGGUAGCAACAGGCUCCUUAAGUCACGAUAAAAACCCUGAAAUUAUGUGAUACCUUUAAAUACAUUAAACCACGCCUCUUUUAUGAGCAGUUAAAUAGUGAAAACAGACUUGUCUUUCAGAAUUAGGCACCAUCUCUGCUUUUUUUAUCAUUUCACAGAUCCCAUUAAGAAGUUGGUGCUGUUUGUAAAUGGUGCUCACAGCCUUGUCUGUUAUUCACACUUGGAUGUUUUUCAUUAACGGCUAAUUUGUUCUUUGUGUUUGCCAACAGUUAAACCAGAUGUGGCUGUACCUGAUGGGAAUGCGGGUAAAAAGGAGUUUUUUUUAUACCGAUUUUUACUCUAUAAAUUAAACCACAUUACUCAGCCUUAGCACACAAACCUCACCCUUUACUGACAAGGUUUUUUUCAGUUAAACAAAUUACCGAGAGGCACCACAAACAAGUGGUUAUCAGUGUGACUCAAGUUCUUUUCUUCCUCAAAGAAAGGCAGUCCAGGAUAACGUGGUCGAAACCUUUAUUUUUUGGUUGCUACAGCAACACUGAAUCAACAGAGGAGCUGACCUGUUUAAUUAAUGCUGUGGAGAGGUGGAAGCUAUAAUGAAAACAACAACUGGGCAUGCUCUGAGCAGAAAUACUGUGGCUUGAAAGUUAUUAAGCUCUGUCAGUCCAAUGCAACUGCUGUUUAUUUAGUUGUAAACUGUAACCUGUAUGUGCAGUAUUCAUAAGAGUAUAAGAGCUCCACUGUGUCACUUCUGAUCACCAUGAAGUAAGUGAUGUAUAACCAGUCGUGAUUCUGAUAAUACACAUCCCACUUUUACAGAUAUCAUAUAUCAUUUUCUGCAACUCCCUAAUUCCUGGACAAACUAAUAGAAAGCAGAUGUUCCCUCUUUUUUAUAAAAGCAUGCAUCUCUGAGGAAGGUUAUGAGGUUGGCUUCCAGCUUAUACAACUUCACCUCCGUUUUAAGAGGAGACAUGGUUGAAGCGAGACGUUUCCUAGAUCAGUGAACAGUGAAGUGGGAUUUGAUCAUAUUUAGAGCCAAACAUUCUCAUGUUUAAUGUUAAUACUGAUGAACCUAAAGCGUCAGCUCAACAUUGAGUAUUUUUUUUUAUACUUUGAAAUGCUGUUGGCUAAGUGUCAGAUGAAGUGAGUUAUUUAACAUACCAGAAAUUCACAAUGAGUGAUUUGUCUGACUGUCAAAAGCAGUGUGACAGUUUUCAUCAGAUAAAGCAACUCACACAAAAGAUACCAUUGAGUUACCUGUAGGGUCUUUAAGACGAGGGGCGGGUAGGGGUUCUUGUUGAUUGUUAGGGAGACCGUGGCGAUGAUAGGUGUGAUUGUGAAAACAAGAAUUUGACUCGAACAUUUUUCCUCACUUAUUUUGCGGAGGACAGUAAGAUUUUUUUUUUUUUUUUUUUACAAUAAUACAUCACUUUUUUUCUUUGAGGGCCUUUGGUAGGCUCUGCUUAGAUGAUACAGGAAAAGAAGUCUCCAGGGAAAUUAGGCUAGGAACCACUGGUCUCAACCGUGGCCUACAUGUUAUUAAUCAAAGUUAAGGUGGAUCUGGGGUGAAACAUAGCUCAAAGUCCACAUUAACUUCUCAGAAUUAACGCAGUCUUUGCAGUGUGAGCACAUCACUCACUUAAAAUGAUUUCAUGUCAGGGCUUUUCUAUGAGAGAACAGGUCACUGGAUAAUUGCUCCUCUGAGGUUCCUCCAACUGUACAAUAAUUCAGCGUUGCUACCUCGCCCUGCCCAGCCUCCAACUGUUCUGUGCUCUGACUCACACAUGUUGUAUAAAGUCACUUGGGUUUUCCCCUAAUGAAUCUAGAUUCAGGGUCAGGUAUUGUUCAGGACAGAUGAUAUCCUUUAAUCUAAGUCACUGCUGGUUCACAGGAUCGUUGUCACACCCUCUGAGCAGGUAGUGUUUCAGGGUCUUCAUCAGGGACGUCUCUGCAGGGUAUUCACUCGGGGACAUGAAGGACUGAAGUAUAGGGAGUGAUUUCAUGAUGGUAGAUAGUAUCUUCAUAUCAAAUAGCUUGGGACGGUGUAGCGUAGACUGCUGGAAAGUUUAAAUGUUUGAGGGGAACAUCUGGAAGAUAUCCCUCUUGGGUGGAACAGUGAAAAGAGAGUUUCUGUACAGGGAUGGAUAUCGUGUUUCUGUCACCAAUGAUAUCGUACUGUUUUCUCAGAUCUGGGAUUCGACUUGAAAGAUGCUCUGGACGAAGGAGCCGCUGCAGUGGAGGACCCAGCACAGCCAGGGAAGAGCCGCAGUCUGGAGCCUGGACGUUAGUUUUUUUUUUUCAUAAUAACACUGACUUUUCUCGCACUUUUGUUACCAGUUACUGCAAAAUUACAAGAGUAUUUUGAGAUGCAGUUUUGGAUCAGCCUUGUUAAACACCAAAAAGAAAAAAAACUGGAUUUCAAUGGAAUCACAGCAUCAGCAGACUAAGGAAUAACAUGAUUCUAGCUCUAACAUUGAUGGCUAAAUACACUGAGUUUCCCAGCCUGGCAACAACUGCACAUGUAAACAGGGAAUUAGGGGGAUGUUUAAAACUGUUAUGUUAGUUACAAAAGCAAGACACAAGUGAAUCAAGCUAAAAUGGGCUAACCUAAGGCCAAUUUGUGCAUUUCAAACUCCUGUCAUUUCUCUCUCUUACAGCUUAGUGUUAACACUGCCUCAACAACAAUAACAUGUCAUCAUGGGACAGUCAGCUUUAUGUACUUUCUGGAGUCAAAAUUACAGUGUUUCACAGCCUCUGAAUGAUUUGUUGCUCAAGGCCCCUCACCUCUGUAAGAAUGCAGUUCUAAUUUAGAGAGCUGUGUUCCCAUGAAACGACUCCAAAUUGACUUGUUUCACCUCCCCAGUUGAGUAAGUUUAAUCGCAGCCACAAAGCAAUUUGACAGCAAUGCUCAAACGUAGAUUUUCCUGCAGCAGCUUCUCUCUUUGGCACUCACUCUUUACUCCCCAUGUGAAAGCCGAUUCAUGUAGGUCGGUAUAAUCAUUAUAAUCUUGUUAAAGACGCUCUUCUGAAGCGCUCUGUGAUUAGUGGCUUUGUCAAGUUGGAGCAGGUAGCCAUGAUGUCACAGGCAAAUUCAGACAGGCAGGAUAAGAUAAUCGGGCUGUUUGCAUAUCGAUCCAGAGGGAGAGAGAGAGAGAGCAGCAUAAUGGAUAUGUGUUUCCAUCUCUGGAUUUAAAAACAUCCCUCUAACUGUUCAAGCAGCACAUUUUACUCUGUGUCAUGUGAGUAAAUGUAUACAGACUGGUUGGGACAGAAACUCUAGACCUGCUAUGCCUCAAAGGUGUAAAGUACCUCAAAGAGAAUAAUCUUGUUCUUCUUCUCUGUCCCUUUUGUCAAAGUGCUUCACAUGCAUCAUUAGCGCAUUAAGACCUGAACUAAAAAUGCCUCCUUUAAUCACGUCUUUCUUUUCUCCCUCUCCAGCAAAAGCUGCUGGUGCCACAGGAGAUGGUAAGACUUUAUUUGUGCUUAUAUGCAAUUUUCAUAAUAAAAGGAAAUAUAAUAACAUCACACCGUUGCUAGUUAAAAUAAUUAAAAUUCAAUUCAGAUAGUGGUAAAGCUUUGCAGCUGCGGCAGGAAUUGAGUUUAAUCAGGAUAUUACUGGCAGGGUCUUGACAAAAAACAGGAUACAUUAGUCAACAGGAAAUGCUCUUCCUCAUUGUUUAAGUUAAAACAGUGUUUCAAAGUAACUUUUUGAACAGUAUUUACAAUGAAUUCUCACGUGUAGUCAUGCUGCAUCUAUUUAAAGUGCCUGCUCCUAAAGCACCUCCACAAUGACAGUGACAAACUUCCGCUCCCAAUUCUCCAGCUGGAAAACAGAUUGAACAAAGUGUCAGAUGCAUGUUUGCGCCUGUUCAAAUAAACGUCUGCACGAGUCACAUUCAGUCAGUAACUCUUCUAGUUUUAAUAUUCAAAUCACUUGUCAGUCCCACGGCCAUUCCACAGAUGUUUCCACUUUUACUUCAAGGCAUGACUGUUAAAUCAGUUUGUAGGUGCUUCAGUUUCAUGUUACUAACUGUAUCUGUGUCCUCUGUUCUUUACAGUAGACAAACCUGAUGCUGAAGGUGAGUUUUCCUGCUCUUUUUUCUUGUUUUGAAUACAUUAAGCCACCUCCCUAUACCUUGCUCCAAACACACCUGCAACAUAAGCACUCCCCUAUUUUCUUGUGACAUGCAAAGCGACAGGUGUGCUGUCGCUGCAACUGCUGCACGGCAUUCUCAAAGUGUUUUUGACCCUUUGUGAAACUAAGUCGUAUUUCACAGUUUUUUUGAAAGUGACAGGUCAAAGUAAAGGCGGACCUGUGCAUGAUGUGUUGAGUUUAAUCUACUGAGUCAAAGUACUUCCACCACUUCUGAAGUGUUCACUUUAAACUGCAUUCAAACUGAAUCCUGCUGGUUGAAGAUAUGAAAAAAAAGCUUUAAAACAUUGUCCUCCCUGUACCUUGGUGCAUUAAACUCAUGGCUCAUUAUGCUUUUUUGAUGUUACUGAAAGUCUCAAAUCAAUCUUGACAUUUCGACAGUCUGCUGUUGCAGUUUUCCCCCUGACCUCUGACCCCCAGCCAUGUUGCAAACAGUCAGGUGAUAGGGGCUGUGGCUGCUGACCUCAAACGGUUCCCAUAGUUUUUGUUUCCAUAGUUCCAAACUGAUACUUUUCUGUCGGUUUAUUUAAGACCAGACAAACUGGUGUGUCCACGUUGGCUGCUUUGCAUGUGUAUAACAUACAUGUUCUUACCUGUCUGCACCGACAUUUACUUCCUUUAUCUGACUCACAUCUUCCCGUUUCAAUUCAAUUAAUCUCAAUGACUCACUCACUUUUUUUUUUAACUAACCCUGACUCACAUGUGCCCUCUGACUCAUGGCGCUCCUAUGUUUUUCACUGCUUUCAUCUUUGUUCAUACCUGAAUUUAUUGUACCAUGUUGUUCUCCCAUGUACUUUACGUUGCUGACUCAUACAUUCAACCCUAAAAUCAUGUCUCUCCAUUAUCACUUCAGAAUAUCCUGUUGUUAUUACUGUGUGUUGACUGAAGCCUCUGCAGGGGCCAUAAAGGGCUUUUUCUCUAAGACAAAUGCAACAGAGACUCAAAGUACUAAACACAACUUUUGGUUGAUCUAACACUUUAAAAUCAGCUCUUUUUUUCUUUUAGUUUUGGCUCAGUUGUAAAUUUAAGUCACAUUAAGUCAGCAAAGUUCUUCUCAUUUGGAAACAAGUUAGAGAGUUUUGCUCUCAAGAUGUAGAGCAGACAUUAAAAAUACCUCUAUUUUUCCUCUAGACAAACCUUGAAUAAUCCACUUUAAUAUCCACAUGAUUUCUCAUUUACGCUUUUUUGUUGAAAACCAAUUUAUUUGGAUGAAUCAAAUAUGAUCAAAUCCUGAAAUUAGGUGGUCAAAUAAACAUUCUGUAACUGAGUAAAUUCAGCUAACCCAGUCUUGGAUCUUCUCCGAAUAAAACAUUGAGUUUGGGUUUCUUUAAACUUUUGAUUAUGAUCCAGAUGACUUUGAUUCAUUUGGAAUUGGUGUUUAAAUUUUACUCUUAAAGCUACUGUGAGGAAUUUGUUGAUAUUUAUAAAAUACACUUUAAUUAUUCUUUUUGCCAUUUUAUGAUAUCUAAUGGCAAACAGGAACAUCAGCAACAGGGUUAAUGGGUUUUUUUAUGCCAACUUUAAAGCCUAAAAUGGUGCAAGAGUAAAGGCAUCAAUCAAGCAGCUGAUGAAAGAGCCCCAUUUUCAAAACUUACACAAAACAUUUAUGAUUUGUAGUCCCCUUGACUGUCAAGAGUCAGCAGUAUAAGAUUUUUCUUUUUGGAGGCCGGUAUUUAAGCACAGAGGGGACAAGAUAAGCUUUGUCCACAGGGGGGGAGCCAAAACGUACACAAACCAAAACUUCCCAACAGGGCCUUUAAGGAAAUAGAUUCUCUAUGACCACCAUCUGAGGGGUAGAAACAGAAUGUUGCAUAACUUUUGAAUCGGUCAAUACAUUUUUUCCAAUAGUUUUGAUGAUUUGACCCUUUUAGCAUAGAUUUUGGGUAUGAAAGCUUUAUGCUGUAUGGACAAUCAAAUAAUAUCUGGGAAUGGGAAACAGAAAAUUUCCAGCUGUUAUUACAGUUGUCUUUGUGAAUCAGUUUGACCUGAUCCUGAUUUACUUAAAGAAAUAAGGGAAAAGUGUUCAGGAUUAUUCUAUCUUAUGUUUUAAAUAAAAUGUUGGUUUCCAAAUUCAUAGUAUCUACAUCUUUUGAACAUCUUGUCUAGGCAUGUGAGGUCUUUAUUUAAGCAGGUAAAAAAAUGGUCUAGCAAAGAAGAAAAGCUGUUAGAAAUAAUUGUAUUUUAAUCUAAUUAAACAUGUUAACUAUUGAAUUAUCUGAACAAACUGCUUUAUGGCAUGAAUAACACCAAUUUACUGACAAUCAAGCAGAUUUUCAUGAUGUUUGUUUGAGCAUUAUCUCUCUAUGCAACAUGAUACAGGUGUGCUAUUCUGUGGUUUUCCUAUAACAUUAUUAUUUCAUCAGUAUUCAUGACUAAUCAUGGCGUGAUAGGCUGUAUGUGCGCUUCUGUUUUCUGAGUCUUUGACUGUGCUGUCUGAUAUGACACAGCGUGAAAACUAUGCAGAUUCAUGUUGUCAUAGUAACAGGGUUACAGGUGCAGACAGAUAUAUGCUGUCACUGAGAGCUUUUUCUGGACUAAAUUAUAGGAUAGGCAAGAGGAAGAGGAUCAGUAAAUACUCGAGCAAGAUGAUGCAUGGCUCUCUCUGUGUUUCUCUUCCUCUAACACACAAACACACAUACACUUACAUCCGUAAUGUCAUGCCACUGAGCCUCGCUGCUGAGCUGCUAUUCAUUAUAUCAACUGCAAAAUGGCACCCAGUGGUGAGACUUAACAUCACAGUCUCAGUGAGUUGGUCUCACACUGACAAAUAUCCCUCACAGCAGAGUCAAGUUUGUGGAAUAUAACGUGUCUGAAAUAAAUGUUCAAAGCUGUAAUGGUGAAGAUAUAAUACUGACUAAUACAAACCUGACUGUGGUUGACUCACAGGUGUCAGUGACCUUUGAUAUGUGUUUAUUCCCCACAGAGUCUGGCUCCAGCUCUUUAGCAGGCAUCCUGAGUGCAGUUGUAAUUGCUGCAGUGGGAGGAGUUGCAGCAUACAUCACCUACCAGAAGAAGAUGCUUUGCUUCAAAAACAGACAGGGUGAGUAUCUUUAUGACUUAUUGACUCAGUUUGUUCAGUGAUAAAUCGCUCACCUCAUUUACAGAGGCUUUAGUCCUCUGAGCGGGCAGGCUGGGUUUGAUCACCGACCCUUUGACUCCUCUGUCCCAUCCUCAGAACAAUGGCCUGAAAAACACAGAAACACAAAAAUAUAAAAACUGUAUAAAUUUCUAUCAAUAAUACUCGACAUGAGCACACACUUUCCUCAAAAUCCUUAUCAUGCCGUCCACCCUGAAGUCUGUCCUGGUUAGUUGCAGCCAGCCGUAUGUUGUCACCUGGAGAACUUUUGUUCGUUUUUUUGGAAUUCCACAUCUGCUUCAUAUCUCAGUGCUGAGCUCGGUGCUGCCGAGGGAUUCAUGUAAAAACUGACUUUAUGGUCUGUGUUGCAACAAGCUUCCUUCCCAAGGUUGUCAUAGCAUUGAAGACUCUAAUUUGAACUGAGCUUUCACCAUUUUAGGUAACACUUAGUUGUAAAUAUCUAUUUGUUUAUUGCUUUGUUUUGGAGGUCAGCGGUCUCCCUUUGACUCAAAGCAAACUGAGCUUUUCUCUGUAGGAGGUAUUUUUAAUUACAGUCAACGCAAGCACACACACACACACACACACACCCUGUAGACCAAUACCACUAAUUCAGCAUAUUUUUCAUUUACAGUCAACAUCAACAAAAGGCCACUCAGCUUUGGCAAUGUGGGACAAAAGUCAGGUUCAGCUUAAGGUUUAUACAGCAAAUAUUUGUAGAGAGAGCGAGAGCAUUUUUAACAAGUAAAAUAUGUUUAAUAAACGCAGCUUUCAAAAAUGAAAUGACUUCCACUAGUUUCAAAGACAGCUGAGUUAGUAUUCAUGAAUCUGAACAAGUGAUUAUACUGACAGCCACACACUGCUCUAUGGAUGCUGAAUAGGAGGGCCUGAAAGCUCAGAAACUUGUAUUUUUGAGGUUUGAUACCAGAAAGACGUCUGACACCUUUUCAUGGCGGUGAUAAUGAGCAAUUAGAGCUGAGAAUUAUUAGCGUUAACAGAAGAUCCCCCAGGGUGCUAUCACUGUCAUGCUUAAUGAUGUCACACUUUUUAAUUUAUGCUCAGUUAAUUUAAUGCUUGUGAAAUCCAGAAACUGACAUGACUGCUCCUUUUUUUUCCUCUUUUUCCACUUUUGCAUCCGUAUGACUUUGUCGACGGUUGACCAGAAGCAGAUCCAGAAGCUGCACGCAAAGCUGAUGCAGCCGAGGCUCAGUCAGAUCCCCAGGGUAAGGCGCAGAAACACACUAAAAGCAUUUUUAAACAAAAAUCAAACACAUUCAGUGCUGUGCAGUGUUUUGACCUUUACAUUGUGUUUAUUCUCCUCUCUGUAGUACUUAGCAACCUGCUGAACUCCUCCUAGACCAGCAACGAUCACAUGACCGCCUGGAACAACCGAUGGCUAGCAGAGUGGCAAUCUCACUGUUCAGCUCUAUUGUGUGUGGAGCUAAAUUACUGUGAGGCCCCACAGUAGGGCUGUGUGUGCGUGUGUGUGUGUGUGUGUGCGUGUGUGUGUGUUCCUGUCUGUUUUUAAUGUGUGUGCAUGUGUGCCUGAAUGAAUGUGCUUGAGAACAAACAUAUGUGUGUUCUUUUUUGUGUGUUUGAAAAAAUGUAGGGAAAAAUAAGCAAAAGAAAGUAGAAAUAUGUGAAACUAAGGAAUUUAAUGAUAAUAAAAACGUAGAAUUUAUUAGAAGAAUUGGUCAAACUUUCUACUUUAAACCAAAUCCCGUUUGUUUUUUUUUAUUUUAAAGGGAACAUUAAAGAGAUUAAAUCUCAAAUUAAGUAUGACCAUAAGAUGGCUAAAUUAUAGAACUAUCUUUUUUAUUUUAUUCGUAUGGCUACUAUAGAUUUCUAGUAAUUGAGUGUGAAUAUAAACCAGUGACAGAUACUUUGUAAUGAAACCUUACAGUGACUUUUUUUUUUCUUUUCUGCUCAUUCUGUCAUCGUUUGAGCCAUCCAAUUUGAUUUGAAAAAAAACCUCCUGGAAACCAAGAGCUUAAGUGAAACACAUGUUAAAGUUGUUUUUCUCUUUUUCAUUGUAACUGUCUGCAGCACAAACGCAGGGUAAAUGGAAAACAGGGGGCUUCAAUAAUUACCACUGUCUCUCCUGGAUUCUUGGAAAAAUAGUUUAGGUUAUAAUCCCAGGAUUACGGGGAUGCAGUUACAUGGUCCAAUGCGUUUUAUCGGUGGGCCACUGAUGUCACUGUACGUGCGUGUGUUCUUGUGUGUAUCCUUUUUAAUUGGUGAAGGGGCUUAGUUUGAAAUCCUGUUUGGCGACCAACGCUUCUCCUCAGUCAGUACAUUCAAUGGAGAACGGUGAAAUUUGUAAUAAUUUAAAACUCAAAUCCUGUUAAAACAAACUGAAAAACCCACUUUUUAAAGAGGAAAAACUCUCCCGUUAAGAAACAGAGACCUAGACUACAGUAUGUAAAAUGUACCGAGUUGAGUCGAAGUGUAGUCCAGCUGUUUUUGAAUGUCUACCCGUCAUGGACAAGCUCCAAAAGAGAUCAUGUAAUAAUGUAAUAGACAAUGUUCUGAUGUAGUGUGUGUCAGUCUAGUUGUGAUGCAGUACUUUCUCCUCUCUAGUGCCUUUCACUGACACAGCCUGGCUUGAGCAAUCGACAGACACAGAGAGAGCUGGGACAAUGAAAGUGAAACAGGCAAAAUAGUAGAUGAAUGUAAAUCGAAACAUUAUAGCCAGAAAUUUGAGGAAUGUAUGAUUUCAGUGCAUUCAUAGAUAAUCAUGUUGGUGGUUGAAAAGCCUCACCUUGAACUGCUCAUGUAUGUGAAACUGUUACAUGAAUGUGACAGCUGCUGUAUAUGUGUUCACAGUGGGCCAGUGUGCUGUUUUGUUUUUAGUCCUUUUAUAUCAACCAAUAAUGCAUUCCAACCUCUGAGCAGGCUCCGUCAUUUCAGCGCUAAAUCCUUUCCUUAUUGUGUGUCUCUUUAUUUGAACAAGCCAGUUGCUGUCUUAGUCUGUUUUGAUCGUUCAUAUUUCAUCCUCCUGUGACUUUUUUAUAGCAAUUUUACAUUUAGCAGUGGUGCCUCAGAGCUGACACGAAUAGUCUUGAGUUAACUUGUUUGCUGUGGUAUUUUGUGAAUAUAUUUGUGAAAUGCCUCAGAAGCAGCGCUACUGCAUUUUAGAAUAAUAAAAAAAAAGAACCCAGCAUUUUAGUUUUGUUUUCUGCAGCUGCGGCACAAAUAAUGUAAACUUCUGAAUGUCUUUUUGUUGCCUUGCAGUUUUGUACUUGCUCUGCUCCCUUUAAACUUUCAAAUAGGGUUAUAGGGUGUUGCAUACAGUAGUGCUGCAGUUCAUGUAAAGUGUGUUACUUGUAAAAGCACCAUAUAGCUGCAAUACAGGACAGAGACUGUUGCUAACAGCCUAGCCUCAAGCUGAAAAAUAUUAAUAGUCUGUGAUGUCACAUAUCGACUAAUUCUACUGUAUAAACUGUGGGCUGGCAGCCAGAUCGAAGCGCUGCCUUCUUUUCCUCUUAUCUGUGAUAGACUGAGUCAUUCUCGAUUCAUCGGGACCAAGUGGAAAGUGUGUUUGAAUUAUCUUGCAACAAUGGCAUGGAGUUUUAAUGCACAAUUUACCCAUUAAAUAACAGUACAAGCUUUCUGGACAGAGCCAAUGCUGCCUUCAAAACACACAAUCCUUCAAAAUAAAAGCACUCUGCUGUCCUGCAGUGCACAUUCAGAAACCUAACUGGGACUGAUUUGAUGUGAAGCAGACUGAAACAAAAACCUUAGAAAAAUGGAUUAAGGACUACUUUUGUGUAGUGCAUUAUGGUCCCAUAAAGUCAGAUUCCUUGUGAACACAAAUAGUUGGAGCAAUGCAUCCAAACCAGAAUGUAAAACAAGGAAAUUGAAGACUUUCUAGGUCCUGAAGUGUGCUUUUUAGAUAAUGCUUCAGCAACAAUAAUCGCGCUUAACCAGUCCUGCCUUACUACAGAAAGGUAAAGAACAAUGGAAACAAGCAUUAAUCAAGCAGGUGACUUUAAUAACACAAUCUCCACGGGAGGAGCACUUUCCUAUCCUGUAUACAUCUUGAUUCAUUUAACAUAUUUAGACAACUCAUGUUUGAUUUAGACUAGUGAUUCUUACACUUUAUUUAAAUGUUCUGUGUUUUGUGUCUUCUUCAUUUUUUUGUCAUCUGGCACUUGUGUUGUUCUUCUGGAAUUGUGUAAAUAAUGUUCAAGGAGUCAAUUAAACAGUUUCUGUGGGA
Molecule: messenger RNA, 21767 nt
Organism: Xyrichtys novacula (pearly razorfish)
Lineage: Eukaryota; Metazoa; Chordata; Actinopteri; Labriformes; Labridae
Source: the annotation of a GenBank genome assembly